Molecule: messenger RNA, 900 nt
Organism: Macrosiphum euphorbiae (potato aphid)
Lineage: Eukaryota; Metazoa; Arthropoda; Insecta; Hemiptera; Aphididae
Source: the annotation of a GenBank genome assembly
AUGACAUCUAUAGUUCAUCAAAAAAACGGAACAGACUUAAACAACUCAAUUUCUUCAUCUACAUUGAAUUCUAAUUCCAAUAUGAUCUUCUACAAGUCUGAGUUUCAUGAGCAGUCUGAAAACAAUGCUCUACCAAACAAACCAGUUCAAGACUGUUUGACUGAUAAUCCUAAACUAAAUAUUUCUAUUAGUAAUGUAGUAACAAACUUCAGUUUAAAAUCACAUUUAAACUUACGAUACUUAGCUCUAAAUGGUCACAAUAUAGAAUACAGACGUGAAAAUGGAAUGUUAACAAUGAAACUACGUAAGCCAAAUGCCACAGCCACUAUUUGGUCUAGUGGGAAGAUUGCUUGUACAGGUUCUACAUCUGAAACACAUGCUAAAAUUGCAUCCAGACGUUUUGCUAGAAUCAUUCAAAAACUUGGUUAUACCAAUGCUAAAUUUAGCAGUUAUAGGAUUGUCAAUGUUCUUGGAUCAUGUUCAUUACCGUUUCCGAUCAAAGUCAUACAGUUUUCGGAAAAGUAUAAAACUAUUGCUCAGUAUGAACCCGAGUUACAUCCUGGUGUUACUUUUAAGAUCAAAGAAUUAAAAGCUACAUUGAAAAUAUUUUCAACAGGCAGUAUCACAGUAACUGCUCCAAGUGUAGGCAAUGUUUACCAGGCAAUCGAGCAAAUUUAUCCCAUGGUAUUUCCAUUUCGUCGCGAGAAAACCGCAGAAGAUGAAAGAGUAAUUCGCAAAUUAAUGACAAAAAAACGUAAUUUCACUGAAAUUGAUGAAAAUGUAUCAAUUUAUAACUCGGCAAACAGUGUAACAAAACGAAAUUGUGAUGGAUUAGCCAUUGGCAUAGUUGAAAACAAUUUAGAAAAUAUUAUCAAACAAAAAUAUGAAAAUGAUCUCUGA